This is a messenger RNA of Brassicogethes aeneus, 1272 nucleotides long. NCBI's taxonomy places the organism in Eukaryota, Metazoa, Arthropoda, Insecta, Coleoptera, Nitidulidae. The record is from the annotation of a GenBank genome assembly.
AUGGCAGAUGUACUAGUAAGAGAUUGGAUGGAAGAAUUCGAUUCGCUGACUGAAAGUGAAAUUCACACUUAUUCGGCAGAACAAGAGCAUAAUCAUGAAGUUAUGGUAGCCUUGUAUGAUGUCCUGUCCGAACCCCAAAAGUACAAGAGUGACAAUGUAAUUGAUGGCAUAUGUAGUCAAUUGCUGGACUUUUACAGAUCUGGUGAACACCAAUUGAAAAAGUUUACUAUGCAAUACAUACCGACCCUUAUACUACUUCAUUUAACUGAAAAAUCUUACUCAUCUGUACAAACUUUACUAGUUAGUUUAUAUAAUUUGGAGGUGAUAGAUUCCAAAGGUCAGCCUCGAAGUAUAAGUUUUAGAAUACCCAGCAUAGCACAAUCGUCGAUUUUCCACGACUGCAACCAUUUAGAACCAGCAUUUAUAGCAGAAAGUUCACUGAGAAGAUGGGAGGAGUGCAACAGUAAAUUGGUUAGUUGGGGCCCUUUGCCUCAAGUGGAGUGUCUCAAUGCACAAAAUCGACAAAGAGUCAUCACCGCUCUUGUGUUCUUGUAUAACCAACAAUUGGCAAACAUUAUUACCCAGGGUAUUGAGCAUACUUGCAAAAAUAUAUCUAGAUUAGUUAACCAAGGAUUUAGAUACUCGGAUAGUCCAAGAAGUUCAAUAGCUAGUGACAGUAGCAUACAACAAAGUAUUCAACCUCGAAUUCCAGUGUCAAGUAGUCUACUCAUAGAGUUAUUGCACACAGUGUAUCAUUCAGCGGAGAGAGGCGCUCCAGGGGCUGUACAGGCUCUACAUGAUCUCACACAAAGAGCUAAAUACGAAUCAUAUGCAGAUGUUUUAUUGGCCGCUAAUGCAAUACAAAACCUUCUUCUACAUUCCACCACAGUACCGGUGACAGCAAAACCACAAACCCAUACAGUUAGCAAAUCUAUGAUAACGAAUGCAUCGUUUAGAACGAAAAAGUUGCCGGAUGACAUACCGAUCCAGGAUGACCAGCAGCCGGACGUGCCGCUGGACUCUAUCACCGAAGAGCAGGAGGAAAACACUGGCGGCGGAGGCGGCGAGAAGAAGGCGCAGCGGGGCAGCGUGAGCGCGCUCAAGCACCUCUCCAAGUUUCCUGCGCUUACCAAGAAGCACAAGCAGGCGAAGAACAGCCCGGCGCAGCAGGGCGACGGUCAGGCGAUGGACCUGCUGCAGCAGUCGGAGCAGGCGGGCGAUGCGCAGAACGCCGCCGAGCAAAAUCACACGGUGCACGUCAGUGCGGUCUGA